AUGGGAAAGGAUGGAGGGUGGUUCGAAAACAGACGACACACAAUCGGUAGUCACAUUACAAGAGCAAGACACGCUGAAGAGAUUGUUAAGUGUAUGAUCCAUGAGUUGCCAAAGAGUAUGCGCCGUGAUCACUGGUCAAGGACGAAGAAAGAUUUGUGUGAUGCCCACCAGGGUCUGAACGCAGAUCUUAUAGCCAAUGUGUUCAAUCUUGUCCAGAAGGAGGUUGGUCACCACCUCCGUAAGUUUGAUGCGUACCCGGACUUGCUGAAACCUCUCGAUAUCUUGAUCCUGGGGAGACUCAAGGCCAUACGAGGAAUGUGGGAGGAACCCGACCCCAAAGACCAGGCUGUCCCAGAAGCAUGGCAUUAUGAGAUCAGUCGCUGUCAGGGAUGUAUGGUGGCUCGGGUUGCAAGUGACAAGCAUGCAUUGCGCAAUCUUCGAAUAGCUCUGCUCGCUCGCACGCAGACUCGUCUGAACCAUGCCCCACGAAGACUGAUGAAGUUUGUCGAUACCUGCAUUGACUUGUUCCCUGAUGAAGUGGAUGAGCUAUAUGGCACAUCUAGUCAGUUUGCUUUCAUUCUGAAGGAUACUCGCAAGGCCUGCAGCAAGGCCUGGUCUAAAAACCCGGCAUAUGUAGAUUCGAGGACCCCACGGCGAAGGCACACCCAUCAUGACACGAAUAGAAAAAGUGCCCAGAGACCAGCUAGUGAUUAUGACCCAAGGACGAAGUAUACCCAGCCACCACCACCAAUCGCAUUUCCUCACCCUGCAGAAAGGGCGCAGGAUGUAUUGUCCGACGUCGAGCCCGUCCAGGAAAGCCUCGAGAACAUCGGAUCAGCACGGAAAGGUCGAGUGCGAGGACUGUCUAUGGACCUCCUGAAGCCCCCCCCGUCACCUAGCACUGCAUGCACUUUCGCUGGAACUUUGCAGGAGAUCGACGAAUUGCUUGAGAUGUACAAAGGCAUUGAAGCAGAUCUCUCGCAAAGCGCCCAAUGGUCGGUACACGGGCGUAGCAAAGUCCCGUCAGAGGGUCAUUCCCCGUCAAUCUAUUCCACUGACAGUGGGUGGAGUGAUGAAGAUGAAGACCGGAGAAAGCCGGAAAGUAGCUCAACGGCGAGAACUACUUGGGAUCUGAUGUGUGAACAGUCGAAUAUGAUUUGA
Molecule: messenger RNA, 1161 nt
Organism: Penicillium coprophilum
Lineage: Eukaryota; Fungi; Ascomycota; Eurotiomycetes; Eurotiales; Aspergillaceae
Exons: 4
Coding region: 1-1161 (386 amino acids)
Source: RefSeq, a predicted model, not a curated record